Saprolegnia parasitica CBS 223.65 is the source of this 960-nucleotide messenger RNA. RefSeq lists its product as hypothetical. The transcript is spliced from 5 exons. The coding region runs from base 39 to 908 and encodes 289 amino acids. Gene Ontology annotation, biological process: phospholipid metabolic process. The record is from RefSeq and is a predicted model, not a curated record. Lineage: Eukaryota; Oomycota; Saprolegniomycetes; Saprolegniales; Saprolegniaceae. Gene Ontology annotation, molecular function: phosphatidate phosphatase activity.
UCUGGCUUUCGCCCACCAGCCGAGAGCCGACGACAACGAUGGCCUGGCUAGAGACCCUGGCGCGCUUCCGCCUCGCCGAGUUCGCUACGAGCACGCUCAUGCUCGUCAUCUCGCUCAUCAUCUCGCUCGCGGGCCUCUAUCAACGCGACCUCCUCGUUGUCGCCAUCCCACUCGACGAUGGCAAGACCGUGUUCGUGCGCGACCCGAGCGUGAACCUCCCCAAGCUCGACCAGCAAGUGCCCAUGUACUUGGCCGUCAUCCUCUCGUAUGGCAUCCCCGUGCUUGUCCACGUGCUGCUGCAGUGCAAGCAGCGCAUCGCCCACGACACGCGGGACUUUUUCCUCUCGCUCUUCGUCUCGUCGGCCAUUUGCCAGCUCGCGACCAACAUCAUGAAGAACCUCGCGGGCCGGUUCCGCCCGAGCUUCUACUCGAUGUGCAAGUGGAACACGUCGGUGGUCUGGGACGGCGUCACCAACCUCUGCACCGACAAGCACGGCGAGACCGAGGGCCGCAAGUCGUUCCCGUCGGGCCACGCGUCAACGGCGUUCUCGACGCUCUUCUUCCUCAGCCUCUACCUCCUCGGGCGCUUCCACGUCGUCGCCCUUCACAAGUACAGCGCAACAUCGACGGCCGGUCGCCACUUCCUCGCCAACGUCAAGUUUUUCAUCGCCUUCUUGCCCACGGUCCUCGCGAUCUGGAUUGCGGUCACGCGCUCGAUGGACAACUGGCACCACUACUCGGACAUUGCGGCUGGCGCGUUCAUUGGUAUCGUCUCGGCGGUGCUUGGGUAUGCGUACAACUACGCGUCGCUCUUCAAGUACAAGUCGUCGGGCCUCCCCCUCGAGACGUACCACGAGCAAAAGAUUGCCAAGAGCGACUCGCACGAGGCGCCGCUCACGGCUGCGUAAUACAGACACGCCGACACUUCUCGUAAACGCUUCUAAAGCAUACUGCUCCCUA